CCAGGCUCAGGCAGCCACAGAAAGCCCACAGUACGGGUUCUGGCUGCACUGCAAGCCUCCGUCCCACUGUCCCCAGCCCAGAGCAAAGCAGACACCUGAAGCAGACACUGCUCCCCAAAAGCAGCGCCCAAAAAGAUGCUGGGGCAGGCGCCAUGGGCAAGGCUGUCUCCUCCUGGCCCUACCGUCCUGCUGCUGGCCCUCUGUGCUGUCAUGACCACUCAGGACAUUUGCAACUCCACACGUGAUGGUGACCUCACAGCUCCGGCCCUCUUCCUGAACACCUCUAGUGCUCAGGAAGGGGAAUCGUUUUCGCUUCGCUGUACCAUUGAUGGUCAUUCAGCCCCUACCCGAAUUGUAUUCUGCAAGGACAGGAUGGAGGCACACAGCCUGAAAGGGCAACUAGGAAAACUGAUCUACACCAUCACUCUGAAGGUCACCCAGGGGAGCGAGGGGACGUACAUGUGUGGAUACCAGCUCAAAGAUGACAACAACCGAGUAAGGAGCUCUGCCCUCAGUGCUGGCCGCAUCCUGCAUGUCCCCGGUGCUGGCGUGACCACCCAGGACAUCGGCAGCUCCCCAGGUCAUGGCAAUGCAUCCAAGUCCCUGGCAGGGCCAAUGGCUCCAGGCAUGGCGCUGGCAGUGGCAGCCAUCAGCCUCGUCCUCCUGGCUGCAGGCAGCUGGUUUGCCAUCAGGAAAGGUGAGGGAGUGGGGGAAGGCGGGGGGAAGUCUGAGGCCGUGGGGGUCCUGCUGCAGUGCUGGUGCGACUCCACCAUCGCCCACGUUCAACGGGACAGGCCUCCUCCCGUGCAGCAGAUGAGCGACACCACGACAUAUGCCACGGUGACCCGCACCCAGACCUGA
This is a messenger RNA of Anas platyrhynchos (mallard), 861 nucleotides long. Lineage: Eukaryota; Metazoa; Chordata; Aves; Anseriformes; Anatidae. The record is from RefSeq and is a predicted model, not a curated record.